AUGGCACCUUCACGAACAGACACAAACGGCAAUGGAGAGUUCUUGGGCUCUUUUGUACCCGCCUCAGAAGUCAAGAUCACAGGCUUUGAAGCUCACGACUUGAGAUUUCCCACCAGUCUUGACCUCUCUGGCUCAGAUGCCAUGAAUCCCGGCCCCAACUACAGCGCCGCAUACAUCAUUCUCAAAACCAACACAGAUCUUCAGGGCCAUGGCUUCGCAUUCACAAUCGGCCGCGGAAACAACCUGUGCACAACCGCAGCCGAGAUGAUCGCCGAGCGCCUCGUCGGAAAGUCGCUCGCUGAGCUGACGGAGAACAUGGGCCAGACAUGGCGGCAUCUCGUUUCCGAUUCACAGCUCCGCUGGGUCGGCCCGGAAAAGGGCGUCAUUCACUUGGGUCUCAGCACAUGCGUCAACGCAGUUUGGGACCUCUGGGGCCGAUACCUGAACAAGCCCGUCUGGAAAAUCGUGUCCGACAUGACGCCGGAAGAGUUUGUCAACUGCAUCGACUUCCGAUACAUCGUCGAUGCCAUCACUCCAGAGGAAGCCAUCGCGUUGCUGCGCGAUCAAGAAAAGACCAAGGCCGCACGACUGGAAGAUGCGCGCGUUAGUAAGGCUGUGCCGGCAUACACGACGCAGGCCGGCUGGCUGGGUUUUUCCGACGAGAAGAUGGUGCAGCUGAUCAAAUCGAACCUCGAUCAAGGCAUGGACAAGUUCAAGUUCAAGGUCGGCGGUAAUCUCGAGGAUGAUAAGCGCCGACUGCAAAUCGCCCGUGAUACCAUUGGAUACGAUCGUCUGCUCAUGGUUGACGCCAACCAGGUAUGGAGCGUCCCUGAGGCAAUCGAUUACAUGCUCCAUCUUGUCAAAUACAAGCCACUUUUCAUCGAAGAGCCUACUUCGCCUGACGAUAUCCUCGGCCACGCUGAGAUCAGAAAGGCCCUGAAGCCACACGGCGUUGGCGUUGCUACCGGCGAGCAUUGCCAGAACCGUGUCAUGUUCAAGCAGCUGCUCCAAGCCGGGUCGAUCGACUACUGCCAAAUCGAUGCUUGCAGACUGGGUGGUGUAAACGAAGUCAUGGCCGUUUUGCUCAUGGCCAAGAAAUUUAAUGUGCCAAUUGUACCUCACAGUGGAGGUAUUGGCCUGAACGAAUACACGCAACACCUUGCUCUGAUUAAUUAUCUAUGCGUGUCGGGAGAAAAGAGUCUGCUAGAACACAUCAGCUCGUUCCGCGAGGUCCUGACGAACCCCUGCCAGACCAAGGACGGCCAUUUCGUCACCCCACACGAUCCAGGAUAUAGCGUAGAGUAUAAACCGGAGGCGAUAGAGAAGUACACAUACCCUUCAGGCAGCUUCUGGAGGAGUGAGCAGGGGUUGGCCAUUAUUAAUGAGCCAAAGAUAUAA
Trichoderma virens Gv29-8 is the source of this 1398-nucleotide messenger RNA. RefSeq lists its product as uncharacterized. The coding region runs from base 1 to 1398 and encodes 465 amino acids. Gene Ontology annotation, molecular function: hydro-lyase activity; magnesium ion binding. Gene Ontology annotation, biological process: amino acid catabolic process; carbohydrate catabolic process. Lineage: Eukaryota; Fungi; Ascomycota; Sordariomycetes; Hypocreales; Hypocreaceae. The record is from RefSeq and is a predicted model, not a curated record. The transcript is spliced from 4 exons.